This is a messenger RNA of Myzus persicae (green peach aphid), 1082 nucleotides long. RefSeq names its product bolA-like protein 3. Lineage: Eukaryota; Metazoa; Arthropoda; Insecta; Hemiptera; Aphididae. The record is from RefSeq and is a predicted model, not a curated record. The coding region runs from base 316 to 654 and encodes 112 amino acids. The transcript is spliced from 4 exons.
GAUUAUAUGGUAGAAAUUAGAAAAUAUAGAAUAUUUUUUACCUAUCUUACCUGAGCUUAACAAUUUUUUUUAUAUCCUGGCCGUGGCCGUGGUCCGUACUUCGUGGCCUGUGCCUAAUAUUCUUGUCUAAGCGUUCAAGUAAUCAAAUAUUAUUUACAAGUUCACUUUUUACAUUUUUGCAUUGCAUUAGUUUAUUAAUUAUUAUAUUACCUGUAUAAUAUUUGUCUCAAUACUUAUAUAAAUAGGUACAUGCAUUUUUAAUAAUCCAUUGUUAAAUUCUCUACAUAGGUUGUUAUUUGAAAAAACCUUGCUAAAAUGUUUCAAAUUACAAGACAUAGUGCAAAAUUAUUUAACACAAAUUUCAGUGCUUUAAGAAAAUAUGCAGAUACUCCUAAUGUAUCAACUUUAAAGGGUGGUGAAAAUAUUUUGUAUUCGUCAUUACAAAAAAAAUUUCCUCAAGCCAAAGAAAUUAAAAUCAAAGAUAUUUCAGGUGGUUGUGGUGCAAUUUUUGAAGUAUUUAUUUCCACAACAGAAUUCAAGGGAAUGAGUAUGGUAAAACAACACCAACUUAUUAACGAAGUUUUAAAAGAUGAAAUUAAGUCAAUGCAUGGAAUAAGAAUACAUACAGAAAUACCCGUUGAAAAUAACAAAUAGAACUAAUUAUGUAUUAUAAAAAGAAAAUAGUUAUUAUAGAAUAGAAAAGACUUUUCUGUUGUAUACUUUUUGUUCACUAGGGAUAUGCUUCAUGUGUGGAGGCUAUUAGCUGUUUUAUAUUCAUUAUUUUUGUACCAUUAUUAUAGCAUCUAUUCUCUGUCUCAAAAGACAACAAUCACUUUUUGAAUGAUGCAAUUGGCACUUCCAGAACCACCUGAUCGCUGAUAACUCAGGGUUGUUGGUUGGAGAAGCAAACCACUAACAAAAAUCAGUUAGCCGACAAAUUAUUCUUUUUUAAGUCGGUAUAUAUUAUUUUAUUAAAACUCUAAACUUAAAAUUUAAAAAAAAAACAUAUAACCUUAUCUAUACUUCAGAAUUUUUUCAAUACAUGUAUACAUGUCAAUUGUGCAAUAAACAUAUUUUAGGAA